UAGUAGUAACGUGAAAGCCGGUUAAAUGAAGGUUUAAUGGAUUUAAUAAAGUUUCACAUUUAUGAUUUAUUUCUCGUAUUGUAGAUAAAGAAACAAGGAAACGUUUGAAAAAUAAUUAGCAGAAGAAAACAUAAAUAAAAUGGAUUCUUCCAUAACUCCUGCAUUAAAUGUUCUUGAUCCAGAUGAUAGAUUGAUGAAGAAAUUUCAAACAACACUUCAUACACAUCUAUCGCGUCUUAAUAAUAAGCUUUCUGAAGAAAUCUUGGAUCUCGAGGCAUCACUAAAACAGACUGAAAAAGAGCUGCAGUCAGAAGGUACACAACUUUAUCUGACUCAGCAAGAAGUUGAACAUCAACAUGUAACAAUAAAACAAUAUAAUGAAGCAUUAACAAAACUAACAUUAAUGAGAGAAAAGAAAAAUCAUACUAUAGAAGAUGCUAAACAAGUUUUAGAAGACAAUAAUUCUAAAUUAAAAGAAGAACAAAAUAGAAAGGAAAAACUUACCAGAGAAUUACAAAAUUUGUCUAAUUUCCAUAAUUGUUUAUCUAAGUGGGAAAAAGAUUUGAAUGAUUAUCUACUUAUAUCGAAACAAAUAACAUUACAAGAUGCUAAUAAAAAGAAACUAUUAAUUAACGAAAAACAACAAAGAGAUUUUAUUUUACAUAAACUGAAAGAAGAAGUAUGGAAAAUUGAAUCAGAAAUAGCAUACUUAGAUGAGCAGUUACAAAUUAAAAAUAAAGAAAAAGAAGAUGCUAAUAAAAUGAUAAUUUAUGCAAAUACAGAUUUGGAAACUUUACAUAGAAAACACAAAGAUUUACAUGGUAUAUGGAACUCUGUAGUAAAUAGUAUUUUGAAACGGAAUGAUGCUUAUGACCAGUUGCAUAUUGAACAGGAAGAAGCACAUAAGUCUUAUAAUGUACUUCUAUCAGAAAUUCAAAAGAUUAAGAAAGAAACAGAAAAAGAAAUGGAAAUUAAUGAACAUUUAACAUCUUUAUCUUUUCGUUUACAAAAUAAUAUUAAAACUAAAUAUCAAAAGUAUUUGAAUGAAGAAGAACAAGUUAGUAAAAAACUAGAGGCAGUUUUCGAAAAAAAAAAGUAUUUAGAAGACACAAUAUGUAAAAAAUUGGAAGAAAAGAUUAUAAGCAAUAAAACAGCGAAAUAUAUAACUGAAUUGUUAAUAAAUGCAAAAAAUUCGGUGUUAGAUUCUGAAAUUUUAGUUGCUCGUAUAGAAAAUACAUACGGAAAUGAUCUUUUAGAAUUAGAAAAACUAUCAAAUCUUGUCCAAAGUCAAAAAACUGAAUUACAAGAUAUGCUGCAAAAUAACAUUGAUAAAGAAAAUCAAAUAGACAAAUUACAAAAGGAAAUAAAAAAAUAUGAAAUUACUAUCGAAAGAAAGCAAACAAAACUUCUUGAAAUAAAUAAACUUAUUGAUAAGAUUUUGCCAGAUAUCGGCGGUGAAGAAUUAAGUCCACAGGAUUUAAAAAUUAAUAGUUUGGAAAAGAGUAUUCAAGAGCUUGAACAAAAUAUUCAGAAAUCACAGCAGUUUUGGCUCCGUCAACAAGGAUUUAUUGUUUCAUUAAGUGAACAGAGAGAAUCACAGUUACAACAAUUAAAUCUUCUUGAAAAAGAGAUUAUGAUAAUGAGACAAAAAAAUUUGAAAUUAAAUUAUGCACUAGAAAUUCUAGCAAAAGAAGAAACAAAUACAAAUAAAUCUAUAGCAUCUCUUAAUAAAAAGUUAUCAUUCAUGAAUGCUAAUUUAUCAAUGCAAAAAGAUCUGAAAAGGGAAUUGGAAAAUAAAAAUUGUAUAGUAACAAAUGAAUCCAUUCUAUCUUUCCAAGAAUUUGAAUUAGAACUUAUAAAAUUACGAAGCGAUUUAAAUAAUUUAAAUUCCGAAAAGAUCUCACUAAAAGAAGAAUUAGAGAAUGCAUUACAAGAAAGUUUAUCAUGGCAAAAGAAGGUACAAUUAAUGCAAGAAACAGUACAAAAAGUGAAAGAAGAGCAUAGUACUGGUGAUAUAGCAUUAAUGAAAAGUGAAAUUCAUAGAAUGGAAACAAGGCUUUCUUAUUUGAAAAAAAUUCAGGAAAAACUAAUUCAUGAUAUGGAUCUUUGUGUCACAAGAAGAGAUGUAAUGAUUGAUAAAGUACUUGGUAAACUUAAGAAAAAUCCCAAAGAAAAACAUAACAAGAAAGUCUCAAUAUAUAAACGUUUAUCUGGCCUGCAAGCAAAAAUCAGACAACUUUCAAAAGUUACGAAAGAAAUAGACAGUGUGGUAGAGAAAUUAAAAAACCAAAUAAAGAGUAUUCAAAGCCAAAUAGUCAACUGUCAAGAAUUUCUAGAAAAUUUAAAUGAACCUAUUCCUAAUAUAGAAAAUGAAAUUCGGCAUUUGGAAAAAAUGAAAUAUUAUAAUUUGCAUAGCUUGGUUCUUAAACAGAGAAAAGCAAAACAGUUAUAUGAUAUUAAAAAUGGUACAUAUAAAAUGAUGUUCAAAAAUGAAUGCAUAAUAGAAGAAAAUUUACGAAACGAACAUAUUAAUCGGGAAUAUUUAAAAUAUGUGUUGCAAAAAACUGAUCAUGACUUUCCAACGAUGAAAGACAAUAUAGGAAAAAUAUUAUUGACUCUGCAAAUUUUUUAGGAAAUCUAUGAACAUGCAAGAUAAGAUACAUAUAGAAUUUUUACGUUACCAUAUCAUGUACUUCAAAUUGUGUACAUA
Molecule: messenger RNA, 2710 nt
Organism: Megachile rotundata (alfalfa leafcutting bee)
Lineage: Eukaryota; Metazoa; Arthropoda; Insecta; Hymenoptera; Megachilidae
Gene: l(2)41Ab
Product: lethal (2) 41Ab
Biological process (GO): axoneme assembly
Cellular component (GO): cytoplasm
Source: RefSeq, a predicted model, not a curated record